AUGAAGCUCCUCUAUCCUACCUCCCUUGUUCUCGACAUCCAAAACCUCAAGGGAUUUUCGGUCACCCUCCAUCCCUAUGAUGUCAAAAUCCCCAUUCCGGAGGAGCUGAUUGAUGCCGAAAUUAUGGUAACAUGGACCAACACUCCGGAAAACCUCAAGGACGCUGCGAAACGCAUGAAGAACCUUCGCUGGAUUCAAUCUCUUGCUGCCGGACCCAAUGAUGUCCUGGCAGGUGGUUUCGACCCUCACAAGACUACAAUUACCACCGGCUCGGGUCUACAUGAUAUCCCCGUCGCCGAGCACACACUCGGCUUACUUUUGACUGCUGCUCGUCGGUUUGACCAAAUGCGUGAUUAUCAACUCCAGAACAAAUGGCCGGGACACCUGGGCGGCUCGUUCCCGCGCAACGAUUUCACCACGUUGCGCGAUGCUCGUGUGCUUAUCUGGGGGUUUGGCAAUAUUGCGAAAACGCUCGCACCGUACCUGAUUGCUCUCGGGUCUCAAGUACGUGGUGUCGCUCGACAGCCCGGUGUGCGCAAUGGCAUUGAGGUUUAUGGCGAGGAUAAACUUGCCGAGCUUCUUCCACAAACCGAUGCCCUGGUUAUGAUUCUCCCGGGGUCUGAGACGACGCGCGACGCGCUGAAUGCCGAGAGACUCAAAUUGCUGCCAAAGCAUGCAUGGGUGGUGAAUGUAGGACGGGGGCUUUCUGUCGAUGAGGAUGCGCUGGUGGAUGCGCUAGAGAAGGGUGAAAUCGGUGGCGCGGCGCUGGAUGUUUUCAAGACAGAACCACUUCCUGAGUCGAGCAGGCUGUGGAAAGCACCAAAUAUGAUUAUUUCACCUCAUGCAGCUGGUGGAAGACCUCUAGGCUGCACUGAUUUGAUCGCAGAAAAUUUGCGACGAUUUCUCGCUGAACAGCCUCUUAAGAAUACGAUCUCAAACUGA
Messenger RNA from Talaromyces atroroseus, 942 nucleotides. RefSeq lists its product as hypothetical. The transcript has a single exon. NCBI's taxonomy places the organism in Eukaryota, Fungi, Ascomycota, Eurotiomycetes, Eurotiales, Trichocomaceae. The record is from RefSeq and is a predicted model, not a curated record. Gene Ontology annotation, molecular function: NAD binding. Bases 1 to 942 code for a protein of 313 amino acids.